Fusarium venenatum is the source of this 846-nucleotide messenger RNA. RefSeq lists its product as uncharacterized. NCBI's taxonomy places the organism in Eukaryota, Fungi, Ascomycota, Sordariomycetes, Hypocreales, Nectriaceae. Gene Ontology annotation, cellular component: intracellular anatomical structure. The record is from RefSeq and is a predicted model, not a curated record. Gene Ontology annotation, molecular function: oxidoreductase activity, acting on NAD(P)H, oxygen as acceptor.
AUGUCACCUACCGAUGUCUUCAGCUCAGGCUCAACUGCCUUGAUCACGGGAGCCGGAUCAGGAAUUGGGCUUGCCAUUGCAAAGACAUGCCGAAGCAAGGGCAUGCGUCUUCUUCUCGUUGACAACGACGAGGAAGCUCUUGAGAGCUUGAAUAAGCAGCAUUUUGCAGACGACUCCGAUGUUCUCACUUCAAAGGUCGACGUUUCAUCACUUUCAGACUGGCAGUCGCUGAAGAAGCUCGCGCUGGACAACUUUGGCACCAUCGAGUUUUUAGUCUUGAACGCAGGCCGAGGUCUUAAGGGUACAUGGGGAGACGAUGACUACUUCAGAGAGACACUCGAAACCAAUCUUUUCGGUGUUAUUCACGGCAUAAACACCUUUCUUCCUGUCGUUCAACAGGCUGCCAAGUCAAAGCCUACAAGCAUAGUUAUUACAGGCAGCAAGCAGGGUAUCACAAACCCUCCUGGAAACGCAGCAUACAACGCUUCCAAGGCUGCAGUUAAAACCCUCGCUGAGCAUUUGAGCUACGAUUUGAAGGAUGAAAGCACGACUGUACACCUACUUGUCCCUGGCUGGACCUUUACUGCGUUGGCUGGUGCAAAGGUGUUCAAAGAGAAGCCAGAUGGGCCCUGGACACCGGAACAAGUCGCAGAGUAUCUCUAUGAGAAGAUGGGAAAGAACGAGUUCUACAUCAUCUGUCCGGAUAACGAUGUUUCUGAAGAGAUGGACAAGAAGCGUAUGACGUGGGCUGCAGCUGAUGUGGUCCAGAGACGACCACCACUGUCGCGAUGGCGGGAGGAGUGGAAGAAGGAGGCGGAAGAGACUAUGGCAAAGAUGGAGAUUUAA